Molecule: messenger RNA, 249 nt
Organism: Penicillium canescens
Lineage: Eukaryota; Fungi; Ascomycota; Eurotiomycetes; Eurotiales; Aspergillaceae
Exons: 3
Coding region: 1-249 (82 amino acids)
Source: RefSeq, a predicted model, not a curated record
AUGACAACCCCUUCCAAGUCUCCCACCACCUCCGAGCACGCCCGUCUUCAAAACGAUUUCGGUGCUGACUACUGGGUUCGCUCUGCGCAAGAACACCGCCGUGCAACUGCAGGUCGUGGCCUUUUCGCUGGUCUUCAGGAUACUAAGCACUACAACGUCGAGUCUGGAUGGGCUAGACGUAAGUCAACGGAUUCGCAGACUGGAUUCCUUGGUUCGAUUUGGAGCCGGCUUACUGGUACUUCGCCCUAA